This is a messenger RNA of Leptopilina heterotoma, 1445 nucleotides long. RefSeq names its product 60S ribosomal protein L4 (gene RpL4). Bases 156 to 1391 code for a protein of 411 amino acids. NCBI's taxonomy places the organism in Eukaryota, Metazoa, Arthropoda, Insecta, Hymenoptera, Figitidae. Gene Ontology annotation, molecular function: RNA binding; structural constituent of ribosome. The transcript has 8 exons. Gene Ontology annotation, cellular component: ribosome; cytosolic large ribosomal subunit. The record is from RefSeq and is a predicted model, not a curated record. Gene Ontology annotation, biological process: translation.
UGAAAAUCGCGCGGUAUGGAAAGCAUGCGCAGUAGUUAAUUUACUUCAACGCCCUCAACUUCCGGAAGCGUUCCACUCUUUUUUAUUUAGGCGGAGUAAUAAGCCUACACGGUGGAUGAUAUUUUGUGCGUUAAAGGCAUUAAAUCAUCCUCAAAAUGUCACUGUCAACAGCGCGACCAGUAAUUACGGUUUAUAAUGAAAAGAGCGAACCAACGAAGGAAGUUAUUUCGCUUCCUGCUGUUUUCAAGGCACCAAUUAGACCCGAUGUGGUGAAUUUUAUUCACCAACAGGUGUCGAAAAAUAGCCGUCAGCCUUACUCAGUUUCCAGCAAAGCUGGACAUCAAACAUCCGCGGAGUCAUGGGGAACUGGACGUGCCGUUGCUCGUAUUCCACGUGUUCGAGGUGGCGGUACUCAUCGCUCUGGCCAAGGUGCUUUCGGCAACAUGUGCCGAGGAGGACGCAUGUUCGCACCCACCAAGCCCUGGAGACGCUGGCAUCGUCGAGUCAACGUUAAUCAAAAACGUUACGCUAUGGUCUCGGCAAUUGCCGCUUCGGGAGUUCCUGCUCUCGUCCAAUCUAAAGGUCAUCUUAUCCAGGAAGUGCCAGAAUUCCCACUCGUUGUUUCGGACAAAGUUCAAGGUUUGCAAAAAACUAAGGAAGCCGUAAUCUUCCUCAGAAGAUUUAAGGCAUGGAAUGACAUCGUUAAGGUGUACAAGUCACAACGAUUCAGGGCAGGAAAGGGAAAAAUGCGAAACCGUCGUCGCAUUCAACGUCGAGGACCUUUGAUCGUUUACGGACAAGAUCAGGGCAUCAGGAAAGCUUUCCGCAACAUUCCUGGCGUAGAUUUAAUGAACAUCAACAAAAUGAGUUUGUUGAAAUUGGCCCCAGGUGGUCAUGUUGGUCGCUUCGUAAUCUGGACGAAAUCAGCUUUCGAUCAAUUGGAUGCUUUGUACGGCACUUGGCGCAAGGAGGCUCAACUCAAGAAGGGCUACAAUCUUCCCUUCCCCAAGAUGGCCAACACUGAUCUUUCAAAAUUAUUGAAAUCCGACGAAAUCCGUAAAGUUCUCCGUGCUCCAAGGAAGAAGGUCCAUCGCGCUGUGAAGAAAUUGAACCCGCUCAACAACACCAGAGCUAUGUUGAAAUUGGAUCCAUUCGCGGCUGUUAAGAAGCGUGCUGCUAUCUUGAAAACAGAGAAAAGAGAGAACGAACGCGAUUUGGCUCUCGCUAAAAAGCGUGGCGUUGAAUUGCACCGUAGAGCACCGGCUGUAAGAGCAAAGAAACUGUUGGAGAGGCGCAAGAAACAAUUGGUUGCUUUGAAAGCAACGAAACCGAAGAAAAGUGUGAAACCUGCGGCGGCGAAACCAAGCAAACCAGUUAAAGCCACCAAGUAAACACACUUGUAAUUUUUAUUUACAUUCUAAUAAACGAAAAAAAAAUAAUGUAAA